Molecule: messenger RNA, 1878 nt
Organism: Triticum turgidum subsp. durum (durum wheat)
Lineage: Eukaryota; Viridiplantae; Streptophyta; Magnoliopsida; Poales; Poaceae
Source: the annotation of a GenBank genome assembly
AUGUCAUUGUUAGCGUUGUCAUACCCGAUGGUGGCGGUGAUGGCGGCAGCGGCACUCGUGGUAGUAGCCGUCGGAGCAGCAGCACCGGCGCCGAUAGGUAAACGCGGCUGCGAAACGCGGUGCGGCGACGUGAGCGUGCCGUACCCGUUCGGCUUCGGCCCGGACAGGUGCUCCGCAGCGCCAGGCUUCAAGCUCGCCUGCGUCCACGGCAACAGUACCGGUACCAGCUCCGGACCAGGCACACGGCUCCUCCUGGGAAAGGAUGGAGUCUUCGAGGUCAAGGAGAUCUCGCUGGAAAACAGGAAGGUUCGUGGCCUCAUGCCCCCUAUCUUCAGAAACGGCGCUAUCAACAACACUAGCAACGCCACCAUGAGGUCUAUGGGCUUCGGUGACAAGCAGUGUCAGUACUCCCUGCCGACCAGCACCGAGCUGGUGGUCACGGGAUGCAACGUGCAGGUGACGCUCCUCUUCACGUCUCGUACUAGCACCUACGGCUACACCACCGGCUGCUGCUCUCACUGUAACCGCAGUGGUGUGCUCACCGCCGACGACGUCUGGAACAACUACAUGGUCGGCUACUGCACUACCCCGGUCUUCUCGUACCUUGAGUCCUAUAACGUGGAGCUCAAGCGGCUCGUCGGGAACAGCACCAUAAACGACGAUCUGCCCGUGUACGCGUUCAUCGCCGAGGAAGGUUGGUUUGAUUCGGGCCGGGCGAUUCAUCUUAUGAACCUGGGCGCACGUCGCUCCGGACCCAAGGUCGUGGAUAAUAAUCUUGUGGUUCCCCUGACCAUUGACUGGGCAUGCCGGAACGACGGAUCCUGCAACGCAUCCGUCAGCGCUAACUCCAACUGCAGCACCCACUUUGCAGACUACGGAUGUCACUGCAAUCCUGGAUACAAGGGAAACCCUUACAUCACUGAUGGAUGCCAAGAUAUCGACGAGUGCAAGAAGCCAGAAGACCAUGGGUGUUUCGGCGAAUGUCGCAAUAAGCUUGGAUCAUUCGACUGCUGGUGCGCGCGAGGAGGAAACGCAAGCCAACCUAAUGGAUGCCACAAGACCACAUCGAAUAGAGGUUUAGUUAUUGGUCUCUCCGUUGCACUUGGCCCAUCCCUCAUUCUCUUCUUUCUGGGUGGAUUGUUAAUAGUUCGUAAGCUUAAGCAUCACAGGGCUGAAAAGUUGAAACGGAAGUUCUUCAAUCAAAAUCAUGGACAGCUAUUGCAACAGCUAGUAUCUCAAAGGUCUGACAUUGGUGAGAGGAUGAUCAUCCCUCUAAAAGAAAUAGAGAAGGCCACAAACAAUUUUGAUCAAACACGCAAACUCGGUGGUGGAGGGCAUGGUACUGUUUACAAAGGAAUAUUGUCAGACUUACAUGUUGUGGCCAUUAAAAAGUCAAAUAUUAUGGUCCAGAGAGAAAUUGAUGAGUUCAUAAAUGAGGUUGCCAUACUAUCACAAAUCAACCAUAGGAAUAUUGUCAAGCUUCAUGGUUGUUGUCUCGAGACAGAAGUCCCACUGUUGGCAUAUGAGUUCAUUUCCAAUGGAACCCUUGGUGAUCAUCUUCAUAAUGAAUCACCAAAAUCAAUAUCUUGGAGUGACAGGCUAAGGAUUGGAAGUGAAGUAGGAAGAGCUAUUGCUUACCUUCAUUCUGCCGUUUCAGUUCCUGUAAUACAUAGAGACAUCAAAUCUUCUAACAUACUUCUUGAUGAUGCUUUCACGGCAAAAUUAUCAGACUUUGGAGCUUCAAGGUACAUUCCUAUCAAUCAGACUGGUAGAACAGCAACAGCAGUGCAAGGAACUAUAGGAUAUCUGGAUCCUAUGUACUACUACACGGGCGGCUGUCAGAAAAGAGUGAUGUUUAUAGCUUCGGAAUCCUUCUAG